Messenger RNA from Ambispora gerdemannii, 768 nucleotides. NCBI's taxonomy places the organism in Eukaryota, Fungi, Glomeromycota, Glomeromycetes, Archaeosporales, Ambisporaceae. The record is from the annotation of a GenBank genome assembly.
AUGACAACGACGACAACGCCAGUUCCGUCGUCGGCAGUAAAAACACUAUCAACUUCAGUAACGCCACUAGCUACAGUAAAACCACCGUCACCAACACCAACCCCACCACUAACUUCAGUAAAACCAAGUUCAGUAAGCCCACCACUAACUUCAGUAAAACCACCGUCACCAACACCAAGUACAGUAAAACCACCACCAACUUCAGUAACACCACCAUCAACUACAGUAAAACCACCACCACCUCCAGUAACUACAGUAAAUACAGUAAAUACAGUAACAACUUACGUAAAUCCACCACCAGUAAGUGUUAAAAAUACAAUUACAGUUACUUAUCAAUCCGUUCAGCAAACCAUUAGGACUGAGAGUAAAAAUGAGAUGUCUACACAAACAAUUACUAAGAAUGAUUUGCCUACUUCGCAGCAAACUCAAAGUCCUAUUAGAACACCUAAUCCCAUCACAACUGUAAAAGCCACCGCCACUGUAAAAUCCAUCACCACUGUAAAAUCUUCUACAACCACUUUGGCAACUUCCACCACACAAUUAAUUACUGUCACUUUGGAUAAUUCUUCCGUACAAAUAAUUACGACCGUUGUGCCUUUAUCUAAAGUAUUAGUUAUUGAAACGACUGUUGUUGAACCUGCACCUAGUGAAACAGAUACUGGGCUUUUUUAUAGUAGUGGUUCAUUUCUGCUCAUUGAUACGAUUUUUGAAAGGAUAAUAAUGACCUUGAUUUUCUCUUUUGGCUUAAGUUUGAUUUUUGGUCUAUGA